Molecule: messenger RNA, 984 nt
Organism: Chlorella variabilis
Lineage: Eukaryota; Viridiplantae; Chlorophyta; Trebouxiophyceae; Chlorellales; Chlorellaceae
Product: expressed protein
Exons: 4
Coding region: 1-984 (327 amino acids)
Source: RefSeq, a predicted model, not a curated record
AUGCCCAGCCUCAAGGCGGUAGCGGUGGGAGUGGGGCUGGUGGCGGCCGCUCUCGUCGCCGACAGAGUCUCCCAGGUCUGGGCGUCCCUGCUGGAGAGCAACGUUCUCAUCUUCAUUUUUGUGGGGCUGCUCCUGGCGGUGGCGCUGUACAGCACAGGUACCAAUGGGCAGGCCUUUGGCGGCAGCACAGGCGCGACCACCAGCCAGCAAAUCGUGCCGCGCCGCCCACACCUGGGCAGCAGCAGCACCAGUGGCAAUGCCAACAGCCCAGUGCAGACCCCUAGACGGCCGACUGAGACGGCGCAGCGCUCACGCCGCCGUGUCAUCACAGAUGUGCCCAGCUUCAUGCAACCCAGCGGUAGCGGUGGGAGCAUCAAUGCGAGUGCAGGAAGCAACGCCAAUGAUGCAGCGCUUGUGGCCAGCGGCAGCACCGGCGGUGGCGGCGGCAGCAGCAACACCGCGCUUGUUGCCGUUGAUGACUUGAGCAACGCUCUGGUAGAGAGCGCCAGCCUGUCCUGCCCCGCGCCGCACGGCUGCGGCUUCAGGCACACCUGCCCCGACCUGGGCCGCAGCUGGAUGCGCUGCAAGAAGCACGGCCACCACAUGGCGCCCCCCGAUGGCAGCGUGUGGCGGGAGCGGGUGGACGAGGACCAGGCGGGAGCUGGCCAGCUGCGCCUGUGCCUGAGCUGGAGGGGCAGGGUGCUGGAUGUGACGGAGGUUGGGGAGUGCCGAGGCUGGGAGAAGGAGAUGACGGACAGGGUUCUGUCUGCAAUGACUGCCAGCGGGCGGCGCCUGGGGGACGUGUGCAGCCUGAGCCACCCGUUGCUGGACAAGCUGGGGGAGGUGCUCACGAUGGACCCCCGCGCAGCCGCUGAGGGGGCAAAGUGGUGGAACCUGUGGAAGAGGCGCAGCCAGGGUCCGCCGCAGCCCUCCACGCCGCCGCUGGCCAUCGAGCUGCCGAGCAUGAGGGCAGGCAGAUCCUAG